Messenger RNA from Propithecus coquereli (Coquerel's sifaka), 1068 nucleotides. Its product is annotated as sialic acid-binding Ig-like lectin 5. Gene Ontology annotation, biological process: cell adhesion. Gene Ontology annotation, molecular function: sialic acid binding. Bases 1 to 1068 code for a protein of 355 amino acids. The record is from RefSeq and is a predicted model, not a curated record. The transcript is spliced from 5 exons. NCBI's taxonomy places the organism in Eukaryota, Metazoa, Chordata, Mammalia, Primates, Indriidae. Gene Ontology annotation, cellular component: plasma membrane.
AUGGGCCACUGGCUGAACAAAAACAUCAGCUCCCCUGCAGCUGCAGAUGAACCCAAUGCUACUGUAGAUGACAACGCCAAGGACAGAUUCCACAUUCUUGGGAAACCUAAAGGCCAAGACUGUACUCUGCUGAUCCGUGGCAUACUCAAAAGGGACAGCGUGACGUACUUACUCUAUGCAGAUCCAGGAGAAGAAAAGAGUGCUUUCCUGAGGGAGAGUAUCAAACUCUCCAUGUCAGACCUGACUCAAAACCCAGAGCUCCACAUCCCAGAGAUUCUUGCAGCUGGGAAGCCUGUGACCUUGAACUGUACCAUCAAAGAUACCUGUGAAGAAACCAAAGCCCUCUUCCUCUCCUGGAAAGGGCCCGCCAUGUCCUCCACCUCAGGCAUCUCCAGCAACUCUCCUUCCUUGGUGCUGCACCUCACCCCAAAGCCUGAAGACCAAGGCACCACCCUCAGAUGUUACUUGAACUUCUCCCUAGCUGACUUGACCAGAAGUAGCAUGGCCAACCUCCAAGCAAACUCACCUGCCAGGCUGUUCGACUCCUCCUGCUCCUUGGAGAAGAUGCUGCAGUGCAGCUGUUCCUUCCAGGGGACCCCCACACCCUUCGUGCGGUGGUGGGUGGGAGGUGCCCUUGUGGAUGUGAACAGCAUGGACAACAUCCGCCGGGUGACCUCCACCACACGUGCCCCGUGGGCCAACAGCACCAUCAGCCUCCUCGGGGAGCCAGAAAUAGUCACGAGACUUCGCUGUGAGGGGAAGAACCGACAUGGAAUCCACACUUCCAGGAUCUUCCUGGUGCCAGAUAAGAAUUCCGUUUCCAGAGUGUUCAUGAAAGGCCUGAUCCAGGGCAUCGUGUAUGGAGCCAUCGCAGUCGCACUGUUGCUCUUCUUCCUUGUCCUCCUCGUAAUGAAGAUGCUUAAAUGGUGGAAGGAAAAUCAGAUUCUCAAGACCAAGGAGGCCUUGAUCCUCAAGAAACCAGAGCUGCUGGAGGAGCCAGGCACUCCCAAGGAGUCUAUAGCUGCAGCCCCACCGGCUGGACCGGGAGGUAAAUCCCAGGCCCAGUAG